Falco peregrinus (peregrine falcon) is the source of this 2516-nucleotide messenger RNA. It is a transcript of the gene MTNAP1, whose product is annotated as chromosome 2 C17orf80 homolog. NCBI's taxonomy places the organism in Eukaryota, Metazoa, Chordata, Aves, Falconiformes, Falconidae. The record is from RefSeq and is a predicted model, not a curated record. The transcript has 4 exons. The coding region runs from base 85 to 1575 and encodes 496 amino acids.
CGCGCAUGCGCAGGGCCCGGGCCCCGCCGGGGGUGGCGGCGGCUGCGGCUGACGGCAGCGCGGCCCGGGGAGGGUGGCGGGGCCAUGGCCGCCGCGCCGCCGGGGCGGGAGCUGUGCCCGCACUGCCGCAGGCCCUUCAAGCGGCUCCGCGCCCACCUCCCGCAUUGCAAGGCCGCGCCGAGCCCGGCCCCCGGCAGUGCCCCGCGGCCCGGCCCAAGCCUAGGCCCAGGCGCUGGGGCCUCCACGCCCGGCGGCGGAGCCGGCCCCGGGGCGGGCAGUGGGCCGCGGGCGGCAGCGGCCGGUAAGAGCAGCAAGCGGCCGGCCGGCCCCAGCGUAGGGCUGCCCGCUGCGGCCCCCCGGGAGGCGGCGGCCCGGAAGGGGAAGGCGGCGGCGGCCGAGCGGGGUGGGGGGCCCGGCCCUGAGCCUCGCCGCCAGCCCGGUGGGCGCGGCGCGGCGCGGCAGGCGGAUCCCGCGGUGCAGCGCGGAGCCGGUUGCCUUGGUUUGCUCCCCGAGGGGAUUAAAGAUCCACCUGAAACGCUGAGAAAUGGGCUGAGAAUAGUCACAGAGAAGCAGCGCGCCGGGGUGACCGGGGAGAGGAGCGGGGGCACUGCCGCCGGGAGGCACUGCACACACUGCGCCCCGGCGGAAGGGCCGGAUCCAGGCAGGCUCCAGCAGGAGGGAAUAACGGUUGCAGAAACCACACACAGAGAGACGCACAGCCAUGGAGCUGUGGAGAACGUGUCUGCCAGCAAAAAGGGAGAAAAAGGCCGUAGUUUAAAAGCAACAAAAGCCCACGUACUUCGAGAUCCCCCUGAAACUGACUGCAGAAGUGGCCCUGGUGACCUCAUUCAGCAGGAGGGAACAGACAAAACAGUGACAGAAGAGAAGCAGGUGUGCCAAGAAGUUGAUGUGGAACAUAAAGCCCCUCUUCCUGCUUUGCAUACCAAGAACCUCCAUCUGUUAUUGACAGAGCAAUUCAGAGGUCACGAUGAAGGGACGUCCAACAAUUACCUAACCAGCAUACAAAAGCAUAGAGAGCGCAAGAAGCAGAUGGCUGUAGUUUCUGAGCCCAUCCUGAAUGCAAGGAGGGACUCUGAGCUGGCACUCCCGCAGUUCUUGCUCCACACCUCCAAAAGCCAACCCAUCUGUCCAUCCCAGGCCUCUGGCAGGAAUGUGCAGGCAGGUGCCAUGGGCUUGGAGUGGUUUCCAGACUUACAUCCUAAUUAUGAUGGGCUGAGCAUUUUUCCAGGGAAGCCUUUCCAAGAAGGCAGGAGGAUCACAGUGAAGACACCAAAGGGCAAUUUUGCAGAGGGACAGCAAGGUCCCCUCUCAGAAAGGCAUCUGAUGGAUGUAAGGCUGGGGGAGCUGCCCAUGUGGCUGGCCACCUGCAACUUUUCUCCCCAGGGGCUGCUUGGAGGAGUGCAGAAAGCCUGGAGCAGCUAUUACAACAGAUACAUCAACAUGAAGAGGGGUGGACCAGUUGGGAUCUCCAUGCUGCUGGCUGGAUACUGCCUCCUCAGCUAUGGCUGGAACUAUCAGCACAUCAAAGGUCGUCGCUGGCGUAAAUACCACUGAAAGAAGCUGAAACAGCACCCAAGGAACCAUCACCAGUGUUUGACUGUUGAGUCAUCAGAAGUGCUCAGAACCGGUACCCCAACAGGGAUUCAAAUAAGCAAAGGCCCAUUUACUGUCAGAGACAGGUUAUGUAGUUGAGGGCUGCUCUUCAGUUACCCUCCUGUAGAUGCCGACAGUAACAGCCUGUGGUUACUGCUUUGUUCAGGCAACACUUUGUACUGAAAGAGGUGUUGAGAGCCACCCAUCCAAGGUCUGGAUGUAGUAGAGUUGCUAUAGCAUGCAGAACCCAGAUCUCUGGCUUUGGGACAACACAAUCUAUAUUAACAGCACAGGUCAAGGAGCUGUCCUGUUAACUGACACAUAUGUUGUAGUCAGAGUGUUUGGCAGUACAGUUUGUGAUGGGUUGUGGCUUCAGCCCUUUAAGUUAGCAGAGUUGUACCAGGCACAGCCCACCUUUUACUUACCCUUCUCCACAGGGAGCGGGAUGGGGUUUGCUGCCAGCUGGCAGGAGAAGGGUGGUUUCUGCAAGGCCUUUCCACAAAGGACACCCAGCCCCCCGCUUUGCCGUCAGCAUGGCGCUAGUGGGACUGCUGAGGCUCUGAGGGAGGGACCUUUGUGAAGGCAUGAAAGCAGCAGCACUGAGACCACAGCGCCCUAUUUCUGGAGGAAUAAAAGUCCAUUGGAUUAGCUGUUGUGCCCAAAGGGCAAACCGAUGUCUGCAUCAGACAAAUGAGGACAGUUAUGAGAGUGCUAGUUGUAGCCUGCCAUCACCAAACAUGUCUGGAAAAGGAUUGGUCAUGUGACAGGCAUGAAGGGUAAAAGAAAAAAAGCCAAGAAGCCUGAACUGUUUAUUCAAAGAGCAGUGCAGUAGUACUGUGUCAGAGGUGUUUCACCAAAAACUCCCUCUCACCAGCAGUAAAAACCUUUGUGAGUUUUCCUUU